AGCUCAACUAGUGGACGGGUGCUUGCUACAUGAUGCGUGCUGCAACGAAGAUUCUCGUGCUUCUGGGCGUUUGUCUCCUGUUCAGUGAUGCUUUUGGAAUCAGUGUAACGGAGGUGAACAAAGAACAUGCGAAGAGGGGAAGCGCCACUGAACAAAAGCCUCAGGCUGAACCUGGACCCCCAAUCAACAUUAAGGUCAAUGUGCUCUCUUCCACCGCCUUGGAAGUGACCUGGGACCCAGCGCCGGAUUCCACACCACAGUAUUACCGUGUUCUGUCGCAUGGGUCCGGAAUUCCACCUGGAGAUCAGAUCGUAUAUGAUCAAUACUAUCGUUUGAACUCACUGUUAAGCUGUACGGAAUAUUUCAUAACCAUUGUAUCCGUUUAUGAUAAUGAAGAAGAAUAUUGGAGUGAUGGAGUUGAAGGAAUCACUGAGAGUGAAGUUCCCCCAAUGCCAGCCAACUGCACCAUCGUGAAGGAGGCCAGCCACUCGGUGUCGCUCACCUGGGGUCAUCCUCUCACAAACUGCCCGGUGUACAAUUAUAACGUCAGUUGGCUGUGGGUAGCGCUGUGGAACGAGACACUGGUCGACGAGGACUGGGACACGAGCGGGGAAAUGAGUUACACCAUCGGAAACAUCCGGCCGUACAGCGAGGUUCUAAUUUCCAUCCGAGGCAAAACUGCAUCGGGAUACGGUCUGCCGGUAGAGUGCGAGGCUAGGACCGAAGAAUACUAUCCAAGCUCCCCGAAGAUCGUUAGUGUAACAGAAGGACCAGACUAUUUGUCCGUAACGUGGGAUCCUCCUGAGGAGUCAAACGGAGUCAUCGAACGGUACAGGAUCACGCGAAUCGUCAAUGCAGAGGAGUUGCAAGAAUUGGCAGACGGGAACACUUUGACGAAGAGGCUGUACGGUAUAGAAGCUUGUCAGAACUACACACUAACCGUUGCCGCAACGACGGCGAAAGGGUUUGGGAAGGAAUCCGACAAGUGGGACAUUUAUGUCACAGGAGAAGCUCCUUUGGAAACAGUGAGAUGUACUGGAGAAGCUUCUAGAAACUUCACUGUGAUCUGGGACCAUGGAAGCGUCACCUGUAAGGAUCAGAACUAUUAUAUCACCUGGAACUCUACUGUUUUGUGGUCAGAUGAUAGAGGCCAAGGUGAAGCAGAGGUUCCCGGAAACGAAACGACGUACGCCUUCCUUGACACGCCUCCCUACACUGAAUACACUGUGUGCGUGACCAUCACCAAGGGCGCAGAGGGAAGCGUGUGCUGUGACCACAUCACGGCAGAAGAUGGCCCCUCGCAGCCAACCAUUGCGGAAAUAUCCUCCUUCCGCGGAGACGUUCAACUUCGCUGGUCGCCUCCUGAAGAAGCCAAUGGCAUUGUGAGGGGCUACAACGUUUCAUGGGGGAGCGCGGACGCCGACUCGGGGACUCAGGCGUUUGAGGACGUAUCUGAAGGAUUGGUUGCAGGUCCGAAAACCUGCAACUCUUACGCCUUCUCUGUGUCCGCUGGCACGAUCGUUUGGGGGAAUAAAUCGGAGACUAAAGAUGUGGAUGUUGUUAAUUACGUUGCCACCGUGUCCUGUAGCAGUGGAGGCACAGACAAAAUUCAUGUCCUGUACAAAUUCGCGACAACGCAGUGCAAGUUCAACUUGAGAAACACGAACUGGAAAGUCGACGUGCUAUGGAACAAUAAAACAUCUACGGGUUCGGAUUCCGAAGACGCCAGCCCCUCGGAAGGCAGCUACACCGUGCACAGCCUGGACCCUUACUCACAGGUGGAGGUGUGCAUGAGCGUGCCUGGCAGGGACGAGGAAAAGGCCUGCUGCACCGGUACCACAGACGAAGCUGUUCCGGACAAGCCGAGUGAGGUGAUCCCAUCCGAAGUGACCAACACGACAGCCCGCAUCUCAUGGACGAGGCCCAGCCACGUUUACGGCGCCAUCAAGUCCUGGGAAGUGAAUCUGCGAAAGGCCAGCGAGAAUGAUUGGAUGUCGCACGAAGUUGAAGGGAAAUUGAUGUACUUCGAUGCUACGGAUCUGACGCCUUCCACGAAUUACGAGGUUUUAGUGAAGUGCCAAACAGGAGGCGGCUUAGGCGAAGGUCAACACAGCAGCUUCAAAACACUCAACCCGGACAACACCUCUGACAGCUCACCCAACAUAGGGCUUAUCAUCGGCUUAUCAGUAGGAGUAGGAGCUUUGUUACUACUGGCGUUCGUGGGCAUCAUCCUCCAUCAGAAGAAGAAGAAGAAGACCUUGAGCGAUUAUUCGGAGAAGGAAGCUCCACCACAGUCGCAUAAUAACAAUGGAUUCAUUGACAAAGAUGAGCUACGCAAGGGUGAUGAAUAUGAGGAGGAUUAUUUAUGAGUUCGUCUGCUUGGAUGUAACACACAAGCUUCAAAAUUCCAAGCGCCGGGAAUCACAUCAUCCAUGCACAUAGAGACAGUUAUUAAAUUACUCGCUCACUCAUUCACUUACAAGCACACGGAAAUACUUGCUUAUGUACAGUACGUGUAUCGGACCCUUUGUAAGAGUACUUGCUUUUGAUGGGAGAAAGCGUGGAGUCAUCAAAGCAGGUAAACGUAUAUUAGAGGGUGACGCCUGAUUUUUUUUUUUUUUUUUUUAUUGUUAUUGUUUUAUGCUUGGCGAGUGUGGUCAUUUGUUGUAGUCUAGUUCCAGGUCCAUUAAAAGGACAUAACUAUAUAUAUAUAUAUAUACACACACACAUAUAUAUAUGUAUAUAUAUGUAUUCACACACACAUACACACACACACACACACACACACACAAACA
This is a messenger RNA of Penaeus chinensis, 2795 nucleotides long. Its product is annotated as neogenin-like. The transcript is spliced from 13 exons. The record is from RefSeq and is a predicted model, not a curated record. Gene Ontology annotation, molecular function: protein binding. Lineage: Eukaryota; Metazoa; Arthropoda; Malacostraca; Decapoda; Penaeidae. The coding region runs from base 30 to 2369 and encodes 779 amino acids.